UAGUAACUCCCGGCAGUCGAAACUUCCAACAUGUCGAUCGAGCUACUGCUUCUUCUCGCUACGUUAGCGAUCGUCUUUUACAUCUGGCAGAGGCGGACCUUCUCCUUUUGGAAGCGCCAUGGCGUGAAAUACAUCAAUCCGCUGCCCGUUCUGGGCUGCACCCGUGAGUUUUUGACCGCACGAGUGCCGUUCUUCGAGCAGAUCAAAAAGUUCCACGAAGCCCCCGGUUUUGAAAACGAACCUUUCGUGGGCGUGUACAUGGCCUAUCGUCCGGCCCUAAUAAUUCGAGAUCUAGACCUAAUCAAGACGGUGAUGAUUAAGAAGUUUCAGUACUUUAACAAUCGUGUCCUGCAAACGGAUCCUCACAGCGACGCCCUUGGCUUCAACAACCUCUUCUUUGCUCGCAGUCCGGCGUGGAGGGAGCUGCGCACCAAAAUCUCUCCGGCUUUUACCACGGGCAAAUUAAAGCAAAUGUAUCCUCUGAUGGUGGAGAUUGGAAAGAACCUGGAGGCCAGCGCCGAACGCCUGGGCAGUGGAUCGUGCAUCCAGGUCAAGGACCUUUGCGCCCGUUUCACAACUGACCUGAUCGCCACCAUUGCCUUUGGACUGGAGGCAAACGCUCUGCAGAACGCCAAGAGCGAGUUCUUCUACCACAACAGGGCUAUUUUCUCGAUGACUUUAGGCCGGGUCAUUGACUUCGCCAUAAUAUUCAUGCUGCCCUCAUUGGCAUCGAUAGCACGCGUGAGACUCUUUUCAAAGGAAACCACCAAGUUCAUCCGUAAAAGCAUUAACUACGUCCUAACGGAACGCGAGAGGACUGGCCAAAAGCGGAACGAUCUGAUCGACAUCCUUUUGGCAUUGAAAAAGGAGGCUGCCGCCAAUCCGGAGAAGUAUCAGCAGGCCAUUGAUCUGGACUAUUUGGUGGCCCAGGCGGCCUUUUUUCAAACAGCCGGCUACGAAACCAGCUCGUCCACAAUGACGCUGACACUUUACGAGCUGGCCAGGAACGAGGAGUUGCAGGACCGUCUGCGGCAAGAGAUCACGGACUUUUUCGGCGACGAAGAUCAUGUUAGUUACGAGCGCAUUCAGGAGAUGCCCUACCUGUCUCAGGUUGUCAACGAAACACUGCGCAAGUAUCCAAUUGCGGGCUACGUAGAGCGAGAGUGCUCCCAGCCAGUGGAAGGAGAACGAUUCAACCUCGCUCCCUUCCACAAUAUGGAGCUGCCGGACGGAAUGUCCAUCUAUAUGUCCACUCUGGCCAUCCAUUGGGAUCCAAAGUACUGGCCGGAACCGGAGAAGUUUGACCCAGAACGCUUUAGUCCUGAAAACCGCAAUAACCUCAACAUGGACGCAUACAUGCCAUUCGGCGUGGGUCCGCGCAACUGCAUCGGCAUGCGAUUGGGUCUGCUGCAGUCAAAACUGGGUCUUGUGCAUCUUUUGCGUAAUCACCAGGUGCACAACUGCGACCAGACCAUCAAGAAAAUCGAGUGGGCUCCGACUAGCCCGGUUCUUGCAUCCAAGCAAGAAAUCGUCCUCCGGUUGGAAAAGGUUUCCGGUUAGUGGAAUUGACAAAGGAGUUUGUUGAUAACGUAGAUGCAUUGUAAAUAUUGUUGAUAUUAAAAGAACUGCAAUCCAAAGAAGCAA
Messenger RNA from Drosophila gunungcola (fruit fly), 1644 nucleotides. RefSeq names its product probable cytochrome P450 6w1 (gene Cyp6w1). The transcript has 2 exons. The coding region runs from base 31 to 1560 and encodes 509 amino acids. NCBI's taxonomy places the organism in Eukaryota, Metazoa, Arthropoda, Insecta, Diptera, Drosophilidae. Gene Ontology annotation, biological process: response to DDT; insecticide catabolic process. Gene Ontology annotation, molecular function: heme binding; oxidoreductase activity, acting on paired donors, with incorporation or reduction of molecular oxygen; iron ion binding. The record is from RefSeq and is a predicted model, not a curated record.